ACCAGGAGAUUGCGAGGGAGCGAUGCGGUGCCGCGCGAUUGAAGUAAAGCCCUUGGUGAAGUUCACCAGUAGGGAGUUCAGCUUGAAGAGGAUGCCGUCCCGAAAACAGACAGGGGUCUUCGGAGUCAAGAUUGCAGUGGUCACCAAGAGAGAGAGGUCCAAGGUGCCCUACAUCGUGUGCCAGUGUGUGGAGGAGAUCGAGCGCCGCGGCACGGAGGAGGUGGGCAUCUAUCGUGUAUCCAGAGUGGCCACGGACAUCCAGGCACUGAAGGCAGCUUUCGACGUCAAUAACAAGGAUGUGUCGGUGAUGACAAGCGAGAUGGAUGUGAACGCCAUCACAGGCACGCCGAAGCUGUACUUCCGUGAGCUGCUGGAGCCCCUCUUCACUGACGAGUUCUACCCCAACUUUGCGGAGGGCAUCGCUCUUUCAGACCCGGUUGCAAAGGAGAGCUGCAUGCUCAACCUGCUGCUGUCGCUGCCGGAGGCCAACCUGCUCCCCUUCCUUUUCCUUCUGGACCACCUGAAAAGGGUGGCAGAGAAGGAGGCAGUCAAUAAGAUGUCCCUGUGCAACCUCGCCAUGAUCUUUGGCCCCACGCUGCUCCGGCCAUCAGAGAAGGAGAGCAAGCUCCCUGCCAACCCCAGCCAGCCCAUCACCAUGACUGACAGCUGGUCCUUGGAGGUCAUGUCCCAGGUCCAGGUGCUGCUGUACUUCCUGCAGCUGGAAUCCAUCCCUGCCCCAGACAGCAAGAGACAGAGUAUCCUGUUCUCCACCGAAGUCUAAAGGCCCCAGUCCAUCUCUAGGAGGUGAACAGACGGCCUGGAAACCUCUGGCUAAUCGGGCCAUCCGUAGAGCGGGAACCUUCCUGAGGUGUCCUUGGGCCACCCCCAAGUGUCGGGCCAUCUGCCAAGAGACAGCGACCCGAAGCCGAAGGACAGGUGACUGGACAGAUCCCGCCCAGGUCUGGGAGCCCCAGGCUGGCCUCAGACUGGUUUUUCCAUGCAGCCACCUGAGGGCGCCCCCAAGCCAGUGCAUCUCAGAGGCCAGGCCUGGCCCUGGGAGACAGGGUGAAGGGAGUGGUUUUUAUGAACUUAACUUACAGAGUUUAAAAGAUUUCUACUGGAUCACGUGUCAAGAUGCGCCCUCUCUGGGGAGAAGGGAACGUGACCGGAUUCCCUCACUGUUGUAUCUGGAAUAAACGCUGCUGCUUCAUCCUG
Nomascus leucogenys (northern white-cheeked gibbon) is the source of this 1215-nucleotide messenger RNA. Its product is annotated as breakpoint cluster region protein-like. The transcript has 7 exons. The record is from RefSeq and is a predicted model, not a curated record. Gene Ontology annotation, cellular component: membrane. Gene Ontology annotation, molecular function: GTPase activator activity. Lineage: Eukaryota; Metazoa; Chordata; Mammalia; Primates; Hylobatidae. The coding region runs from base 23 to 781 and encodes 252 amino acids. Gene Ontology annotation, biological process: positive regulation of GTPase activity; signal transduction.